Molecule: messenger RNA, 240 nt
Organism: Botrytis byssoidea
Lineage: Eukaryota; Fungi; Ascomycota; Leotiomycetes; Helotiales; Sclerotiniaceae
Exons: 2
Coding region: 1-240 (79 amino acids)
Source: RefSeq, a predicted model, not a curated record
AUGGCAGAAUCAAGUGAAGCCAAGAUUGUAAAACAGGGGAUCAGUGCCGAACUUUCCGGCACACUCAAUCUUAGUCAAGUUCAUAAAAACCUUGAGCACAGCAUCGAAAAGAGGAGGCAUUGUUCCGCUUUCGCCGUUCGCCCCUUUCUUGGAGAGCAGAAUGUGAAAGGUUCGUUAUUACCAAGAAUUAGGCGGAGGGAAGAACGGCCCAUCACUCUUGGCAUAUCAUUGAAAAAGUAA